Molecule: messenger RNA, 1170 nt
Organism: Castor canadensis (American beaver)
Lineage: Eukaryota; Metazoa; Chordata; Mammalia; Rodentia; Castoridae
Product: HLA class II histocompatibility antigen, DM alpha chain
Biological process (GO): immune response; antigen processing and presentation
Cellular component (GO): membrane; MHC class II protein complex
Source: RefSeq, a predicted model, not a curated record
ACUACCCUCUGGGGGAGGGAGUUGGGGACCUAGGUCAGAGGGGCUGGUAGCGCCUACUUACUGUGUAGUGUGAAGAUAUGGAUCAUGAGCGGAACCAAGGAGUUGCGCUGCAGCUGCUACAGCUUCUGUGGCUGCUGCCCCACUCCUGGGGAAUUCCUGCAGCUCCUGCUCCUGUGUGGUGGGAUGACCUGCAAAACCACACAUUCCGGCAUACUAUGUUCUGCCAAGAUGGGAGUCCCAGCAUAGGGCUCUCUGAGAGUUAUGGCGAGGACCAGCUUUUCUCCUUCAACUUUUCCCAGAACAUGCGAGUGCCUCGUCUGCCUGAAUUUGCCGACUGGGCUCAGGAACACGGAGACUCCCUUGCCAUUUCAUUUGACAAAGAGUUUUGUGAAAUAAUGAUCCAGGAAAUAGGCCCAGAACUUGAUGGGAAGAUUCCAGUGUCCAGAGGUUUCCCUGUCGCUGAGGUAUUCACAAUGAAGCCCCUGGAGUUUGGCAAGCCCAAUACGCUGGUCUGCUUUAUCAGUAAUCUCUUCCCACCGACUUUGACAGUAAACUGGCAGCAUCAUUCUGUCCCUGUGGAAGGAGUUGGGCCCACUUUUGUAUCAGCCAUCGAUGGACUCAUCUUCCACGCCUUUUCUUAUUUAAACUUCACACCAGAACCCUCUGAUGUUUUCUCCUGCAUCGUAACUCAUGAAAUUGACCGCUACACAGCAAUUGCAUUUUGGGUGCCCCAGAACGCCAUUCCCUCAGACCUCCUGGAGAAUGUGUUGUGUGGUGUAGCCUUUGGCUUGGGUGUACUGGGCAUCAUUGUGGGCGCUGUUCUCAUCAUCUACUUCCGAAAACCUUGCUCAGGUGACUGAUACCUCUGGACAGAGUUUGAUAUCAACAGCUUUGGCCAUCCAAACAAAGGGAUGUUCAGGUUUCUCACGUCCUGCCCAGGAGCUCUUCUUAGAGCAGAAGUCCCUGGAUCUUCCUGCUCUGUGUGUGUGUGUGUGUGUGUGUGUGUGUGUGUGUGUGUGUAUGUGUGUGUUUAUGAGUGUGUGUGUGUGUGUGCGCGCGCUACGUGCGUGCAUGUAUGCAGGGCGUGUCUUCACUGAGGGCUCUACUGUCUCUGGGCUUGCCUCUAGCAGAGAGCCCAGAGUGCCUGUCACAAUCACAUACCUUCCCAUU